This is a messenger RNA of Rhineura floridana, 2659 nucleotides long. Its product is annotated as structure-specific endonuclease subunit slx1-like. The record is from RefSeq and is a predicted model, not a curated record. Gene Ontology annotation, biological process: double-strand break repair via homologous recombination. Gene Ontology annotation, cellular component: Slx1-Slx4 complex. Gene Ontology annotation, molecular function: crossover junction DNA endonuclease activity; 5'-flap endonuclease activity. NCBI's taxonomy places the organism in Eukaryota, Metazoa, Chordata, Lepidosauria, Squamata, Rhineuridae. The transcript has 8 exons. Bases 250 to 1056 code for a protein of 268 amino acids.
CUAUGUUCCUUUCAGACCCUCAUGACGUCAUCCCUUCCUCUCGCCGGAUAAGCCCUUGUGGGCAGGAUAUGUCUUCGUGCCAGCCAACAGAAUGUAAACGAGACUGAAUUCAAAGCAAGGUGCAGGAGCCCUGCCAGGAUAAACUACAGCAACCCUAGCCAGAAGCAGCAUAGAAAGCAGGAAGGUAUUGGAGCAAGGCAAGACCAAAGCCGUAGAUGUCUCUGAUGUGCUGAACUCUUGACAGCAGCGAUGGUGGUGGAACUGCACGGCUUCUUUGGGGUCUAUCUUCUCUACUGCACCAACCCUCGUUACGUGGGCCAGGUCUACAUUGGCUUCACCGUCAAUCCUGAGCGACGCAUAAAUCAGCACAAUGCUGGGAAGCGCCAUGGUGGGGCUUGGAAGACUAGUGGUCGUGGUCCUUGGGACAUGGUUCUGAUUGUCCACGGUUUCCCCUCUGAUGUGGCUGCUCUGCGGUUUGAGUGGGCCUGGCAGCAUCCACACUCCUCCCGCCGUCUCACCCACGUUACUCGCCGCACCUCACGGGAGCGUCAGUUUGACUUCCAUCUGCGCGUCUUGGCCCACAUGCUCCGAACUGCCCCCUGGUGCCGCCUGCCCCUCACCAUUCGUUGGCUCAAGCAGGAAUAUCGCAGAGACUUCCCUGCAGGCUUGGAACCUCCCCUGCACAUGCCGGUGGCCUUUGGGCAGGUCCGAGCUGUCAAGGAGACUAAGGGGGUGAAAGCAGUACCUUCAGAGGGACACGUGGCUACUCCAAAACGCUGCAGCAUCUGUCUGAAAAAAUUCCAGGAUGGGGAUGAUGACACUCCCUUACGCUGCUUCCAUUCUGCCUGCACCAUGGCUGCUCAUAUGAUUUGCUUGUCUCAGGUUUUCCUAGAGAAAGAGCCACAUCACUUCCUGCCAAUAGAAGGGCAAUGCCCAGGCUGCAAGAAUCUUGUGCUUUGGGGAGACCUGAUUCGUCACCAUAAAGGCUGUUAUGGCAACCUAGAGGCUGAUCCCAACUCCUCCCAGGAACAUUGGACUGACGAGCUGCAACUGUGAAGAAGGAGCCUGUAUCUUUGGGGUAGAAAAAAAUGGCCAAGACAGACCUUCAGCGCAGCGGAAGAGUGCCUAGGAAUUCCAGGCCUUCACGGACCCUUUAAUUCUGCCUCUCCCAGCUGGAUCUGGGCUCUUUAAACUCCCAGCCUCAGAAUCAUGUCAACUAAUUAAUUUUCUUAAGUGGAAUUAAAUAUAAGGACUGUGAAUCAGCAGGAUAUCUAUAAAAUAAGGCAGGAGACAGGACUACGGGAUUCUCUGAGAAAAACAGACACAAGACUGGCAAGAUGAAUGCAUUAGGACAAUGAGGCCAAUAAUGCUACAGGAAUUCAAAGCAUUGACUGGGAAGAGCAAAUCAGAGCCAGAAGAACAAGGAGAGACACCCCAUGAAGACUAGUAGAGGGGAAACUAUGACCUUCCAGAUGUUGGACUACAACUCCCACCAUUCCUGACCAGUGGCCUUGCUGGCUGGGGCUGAUGGGAGUUGUAGUCCAACACCCUGGAGGGCCACAGGUUCCGCACUACUGACAUGGAAUGUGGUAAACAGUAUGACUAUUUUAUAUCAUGCCUAUUGGGUGCUAAUACAGAACACAGAAAAAGACAUACAGUAUUUCCUUACCUUAGUCCAUAAAGGGACAGUAGGUUCUUGAGACAAUAAUCACACUUGGCAUUUAUAUGGAAUUUUUCUCUACUCAAAACGCUUCACAUACAUUGACUCAGUAAUUCUUACGAGUACGAAUCUUAAGCCAGCAUUAUCCCUAUAGUGGAGAGGACUGAGUGAAUAGUGGCACACCCAAGACCACUAAGCAAAUGAGGUGGAAGUUCAACCAGAGACUUGUAACCUGAGCUAUUACAGUAUAUCAGAUAAACUGCUGUGGCAGGAGAUUGGAUUUACUAAUGCUUGAAAGCUGCUUUAUAAUAGGUCCAGUUUGCACAUAACAUGAUGCCAAAUCAUGGCUUAGCCCUGAGUAGUGCAGUGGCAGCAGGACUGAGGGAGGAGUGCUGCGGCUGCAAUCUUUGGUCCAGGCACAUACAGGUUUACUCAUGUGAACUAAGCCAUGGUGACUCUUUUAAAGACUAGUGGGUCCCAUUAAAAUGUGAUCUUCUCCCAGCAUGAUUAACGUUCUAGAUCUCAUAGAGGUUAAAACAAAGCAGCUACGGGGAAGAAAGAGCAUGCAAACAACCACCCCUAAAAAAAAAUGUUUAAACCACAAAUUAGCUAUAAUGACCAUGUCAGCAAGGUCUUAGAUCUGCACAUGCUCAGCCCUGUACCUAUUUUGUUUUUAGAAAAAUCCAAGGCUACUCUAAGAAAAGUUGAAUUUCCCCUCCUCGCCACCAUAAAUGAUGAAUUAAAAAAUCUGUGUACUUCUGUUCUGUUGCUUUAAUGACUUUUAGGAAUCACAAACCAUUGCUAGAACAGGACUGUGAGAAUCUUGAAAAGCAAGAGGCAUCCUUCACAGGGAGCAACAGUGACUAUUGGCAGUUUUUAUUAGAUGUCUUGGUUUGUCAAUGUUUGUUUAUUUUUUGUAUCCUGUAGCCAAAGCUUAUUGUAAGUGGCUUUUGAACAAUUUUUUUAAAAAAGUGGGAAAUAAAUUAUUAAAUAACCAGA